Molecule: messenger RNA, 1470 nt
Organism: Monoraphidium neglectum
Lineage: Eukaryota; Viridiplantae; Chlorophyta; Chlorophyceae; Sphaeropleales; Selenastraceae
Product: cellulase
Exons: 13
Coding region: 1-1470 (489 amino acids)
Molecular function (GO): hydrolase activity, hydrolyzing O-glycosyl compounds; polysaccharide binding
Source: RefSeq, a predicted model, not a curated record
AUGGACGGCAAGGCGCCCGGCAACAUUGACUACGCGGCCAACCCUGAGCUGCGGGGCCUGACAACAGGACAGGUCAUGGACGCUGACAGGGCCGAGCUUCAGUGGGAGCUGCAGCCCGGGUCGCGGCGGCGGCUGAACGGCGCAGCCAUGGGCAUGUGUGCCGAGGACCUCUUUGUCAAUGAGUGCGCCAAGAGGGGCCUGCUGGUGUUGCUGGACCUCCACCGCCUGGCGGGCGCCAAGGACAUCCCAGAGCUCUGGUAUGACGCCGACUACCCCGAGGCGUCAGUGCUGCGCGCGUGGCGCACCAUCGUGCUGCGCUACAGGGGCUGCUGGAACGUCUUCGCAGCGGACCUAAACAACGAGCCGCACGGCCGCGCGUCCUGGGGGGACGGCAGCAUCGCCACCGACUGGCAGCUUGCGGCGGAGCGCAUCGGCAAGGUGGUCCUGGAGGCCAACCCAAAGCUGCUCAUUUUUGUCGAGGGCGUGGAGACGAACGCGGUGGUGCAGCCGGGGGAGAACUGCUGGUGGGGCGGGCACAUUGCGGCUGCCAAGAAGGCUCCGGUGGUGCUCCCGGUGGCAGACAAGCUGGUGUAUUCGCCGCACGUUUACGGCCCUGAUGUUCACAAGCAGCCCUACUUUGCAGACCCCCAGUUCCCCGCGAAUAUGCCGGACAUCUGGAUGCGCCAUUUCGGCUUCUGCAAGGCAGAGGGGCUGGGCCCCGCGAUCUGCUUCGGCGAGUGGGGCGGCUGGGGCGGCGAGGGUCCAGACCGCGUGUGGCAGGACGCCCUCGCCAGCUGGAUGACGGAGAAUGACGUCACCGACUCGUUCUACUGGUGCCUCAACCCAAACAGCGGCGACACGGGCGGCGUCCUGCAGGACGACUGGCGGACGCCCCAUAAGCACAAGCUGGAGAUCAUAGCCAGGGCCCACCCCAACCCCACAAAGUGGGAGCCCUCGGGGACAGAGGUCCUGGCCGCCGCGCCGGCCCCGGAGGACACGGUGGUGGACGCCGGCGUCGACCCUGCGGCGGCCGCGCCAGCGCCGGCGGCGGCGGCCGCCCAGGCCGCCGCGGCACCUGCGGAGACGGCCGCGGCGCCAGCACCGCCCGCGGGCAGGCUGGUGUUUGAGUCUGACAUGCUGGCGGCCUACCUGGUCAACGACUGGCAGGAGGGGGGCACGGUGCCCUGCGCACAGUACGAGGUCAAGGUGACCAACACCACGGGGUCGCCCCUGGUGGGCCUGAGGGUGCUGCUGGAGGGCGUCACAGACAUUGUUAAGUCCUGGAACUGCAAAGACGAGGGCGCAGUGCCAGACGUGGAGGGGGGCCUUUGGGCUUUCGGGCUGCCCGAGUGGUGCGCGGCCACUGGCCUGCAGCCGGGUGCUGUCUACACAAUGGGGGCCAUAGUGAAGGGCCCGGCCCCCACCAGCUUCCAGGUGGAGCUCGUGGCCACUGCCGCCGGUGACGAGUGA